AUGCUGAAUGUCGCCAGAAGUCGCAUUGUUCGCGGGGUAAUCUGCGCCCUGACGGCACCUGGGCGGUAUAAAAGCGGCCUCGCCGCCCGCGCCUCGCACCCUGCCAGCGCCAUGACGCGCGCAGCCCUCGUCAUCGCCGCGGCGUGUCUGCUGGCGCCGCCGUCCCUGGCGGCUCCGUGGCUCAGGACUCGCGGCCACGGGCGCGUCAUCAACGGCACGGAGGCCGACAUCGCCGACUUCCCCUGGAUGGUGUCGCUGCAGAUCCUGGACGACCACGUGUGCGGCGCCUCCAUCAUCAGCAGCACGUGGGUGCUGACGGCGGCGCACUGCAUCUACGUGUGCCAGCUGUACGCCGACCGCCACAAGAGCAUGCGCGCCGGCUCCUCCAGCCGGGCCAGCGGCGGCGUCCGCCUCGACGUCGCCCAGAUGAUCAAGCACGCCGACUUCCAGAUGCCCACUGACGAGGACCCUGACGUCGACUACGACAUCGGCGUCAUCCAGGUGAGGGGGCAUACAAGGGUACGUUAG
This is a messenger RNA of Schistocerca serialis cubense, 528 nucleotides long. Its product is annotated as trypsin-7-like. Gene Ontology annotation, molecular function: serine-type endopeptidase activity. The transcript has a single exon. Gene Ontology annotation, biological process: proteolysis. Bases 1 to 528 code for a protein of 175 amino acids. The record is from RefSeq and is a predicted model, not a curated record. NCBI's taxonomy places the organism in Eukaryota, Metazoa, Arthropoda, Insecta, Orthoptera, Acrididae.